AAAAAAAAAUAUUUUAAAAAACAUUUUAAACAUUAUAAACAUCAUCUAAACAUUAUUAAAACAUUUCUCAAAAUGACACGUAACAAGGAUACGGAAUUUAAUAACGAUCAUACUAAUAAUAAUAGUAGUAGUAAUAGUUAUAAUAAAUUUGAAAGGAAAAUUUCAAGAUUAUUUGAUGAUUUCUUAAAUGAUGUAGGAUUUACCAGAACUAAUAGUACAAAAUUUCGUGGUGUAGAUGAUGGUAAAAAUGCUACUUGGUCCCCUGCUAUUGAUAUAAAGGAAGUUGAUAGAGAAUAUCUUGUUGUCGCUGAUGUUCCCGGUGUUAGAAAAGAUGAUAUUGAUAUCGAGUUACAUGAAUCAGUUUUGGUUUUGUCCGGUCAUCUUAGUCAAGAUAUAUAUUCUUCUCCACAAGCACAAGAGAUAAAUGUUGGUAAAGAUAAUCGCCAACAUCCAACUAAUCAAUCUAAUCAAUAUCCGCCACCUCAACAGUAUCAACAACAACCACCUCAACCAUAUCAACAAACGACCGAACCUCAACCAUUUCAACAAACUCAACAACAACCUCAACAACAGCUUCAACAACAACCUCAACAAUCUACCGAACCUCAGAAAUAUCAACAACAACCAUCUUCAGCUCAACAGUAUCAACAAACGGCCGAACAAAAAUAUAAUUUAAAUGAGCCUCAACAACAAUCGAGCCAGCCUCAACAAUACCAACAACAAUCGGAUGAUCCUCAUAACCAACAAUCAUCGAAUGAUCCCCAAUACCAACAACAAACGAAUGAAUAUCAACAUAUUAAACAUCGUCGUCAAAACGAUCCUUCUCAAAAUGAUAGAUUUCAUAUACGAGAACGUCCUUAUGGUUAUUUUUCCAGAUCAAUUCAGUUACCUACUAAUAUUAAAUCGGAUGAUGAAUUUUUUGCUACUUUAGAAAAUGGUGUAUUAAAGAUCAGAAUUCCUAAAAAUAAUGAUAAACCUAAAAGAAAGAUUACAAUUAAGUAAAGUAGUAUGAGCAUUUGAAAUAAUUUAUAAACGUUUGAAAUAAUUCAAAAAACAUACUAGCAAUAUUUUUUAUUAAUUCACAUAUAUGUAAUAAUUUUUGUAUUAUAUCUUUGCUAUAUUAUAUUAUUAAAUAUAUAUUUUUAUGAAUAACAAUAUGACUUCGGA
Messenger RNA from Rhizophagus irregularis DAOM 181602=DAOM 197198, 1167 nucleotides. RefSeq lists its product as uncharacterized. NCBI's taxonomy places the organism in Eukaryota, Fungi, Glomeromycota, Glomeromycetes, Glomerales, Glomeraceae. Gene Ontology annotation, biological process: protein complex oligomerization; protein folding; response to heat. The record is from RefSeq and is a predicted model, not a curated record.